Molecule: messenger RNA, 6151 nt
Organism: Choloepus didactylus (southern two-toed sloth)
Lineage: Eukaryota; Metazoa; Chordata; Mammalia; Pilosa; Megalonychidae
Gene: ERC2
Product: ELKS/RAB6-interacting/CAST family member 2
Exons: 18
Coding region: 344-3367 (1007 amino acids)
Biological process (GO): regulation of synaptic plasticity; neuromuscular synaptic transmission; maintenance of presynaptic active zone structure
Cellular component (GO): cytoskeleton of presynaptic active zone
Molecular function (GO): structural constituent of presynaptic active zone
Source: RefSeq, a predicted model, not a curated record
CCGGCUCGGGCGCCGUCUCCUGCUCCUCCCGGCCGCCCGGGGCCAAGGCGACGUGAGGUUGUGAAAAUCCAAGUGGGACGGCCCCUGGGCGAGCAUCGGAAAGGUUCAACUCUCAAUGAGGCCCUUUCCACAUGGUACUCAAAAGUGUCAUCUUGAAAGCAGAUCAUCCCAGCUGUUUCCCAGUUGUUCCAGCUAAAGUCAUGAUCUCUGAUUGGAGUCAUUUCCUGGUAUAGACUAUGAAAAGAAUGCAGUGAAAGUUCUGGCCGACAGUGGAAAUAUUGGCUUACUCCCCAACGUAGUAUAGCAUUUCUUCUCUUCAGUAGCACCUCAUAGUAGAAGAAAAAUGUAUGGAAGUGCGAGAACAAUCACUAAUCUGGAAGGGAGCCCUUCCAGGUCUCCUCGUUUGCCAAGGUCUCCUCGUUUGGGCCACCGAAGAACAAGUAGUGGAGGAGGUGGAGGAACAGGCAAGACUCUGUCGAUGGAGAAUAUCCAGUCCCUUAAUGCAGCCUACGCUACUUCUGGACCCAUGUAUCUGAGUGACCAUGAGGGAGUGGCUUCAACGACCUAUCCAAAGGGCACCAUGACUCUGGGAAGGGCCACUAAUCGAGCUGUGUAUGGGGGCCGAGUCACAGCCAUGGGGAGCAGCCCCAAUAUUGCUUCUGCUGGACUUUCCCACACUGAUGUCCUCUCAUACACGGAUCAACAUGGUGGUCUGACCACCUCAUCCCAUCACCACCCCCACCAGGUCCCCUCCAUGUUGAGGCAGGUAAGGGAUAGCACAAUGCUGGAUCUUCAAGCCCAGCUCAAGGAACUUCAGAGAGAGAAUGACCUCCUCCGGAAAGAGCUAGACAUCAAGGACAGCAAGCUGGGAUCUUCCAUGAACAGUAUCAAGACCUUCUGGAGUCCUGAGCUCAAGAAGGAGAGAGUCUUGAGGAAAGAAGAGGCAGCCCGAAUGUCCGUCCUCAAGGAGCAGAUGAGGGUUUCUCAUGAAGAAAAUCAGUUACUGGAUGCCAGAAGAACCAAGCAUCUGCAGUUGACCAUCCAGGCCCUUCAGGAUGAGCUGCGGACCCAAAGAGACCUCAACCACCUCCUGCAGCAAGAGAGUGGCAGCCGGGGAGCUGAGCACUUCACCAUUGAGCUGACCGAGGAGAACUUUCGGCGGCUCCAAGCUGAGCAUGACAGGCAGGCUAAAGAGCUCUUCCUUUUGAGGAAGACCUUGGAGGAAAUGGAGCUGAGAAUCGAAACGCAGAAACAGACCCUCAAUGCCCGAGAUGAGUCGAUUAAAAAGCUUCUUGAGAUGUUGCAAAGUAAAGGUUUGCCAUCCAAAAGCCUUGAGGAUGACAAUGAACGGACGCGGCGGAUGGCAGAGGCUGAGUCUCAGGUCAGCCACUUAGAAGUGAUUUUAGACCAGAAAGAGAAGGAAAAUAUACAUCUUCGAGAGGAAUUGCACCGAAGAAGCCAACUUCAGCCGGAGCCAGCCAAGACGAAGGCUCUCCAGACUGUCAUUGAAAUGAAGGACACAAAAAUCGCUUCAUUGGAGCGAAACAUAAGGGAUCUUGAGGAUGAGAUCCAGAUGUUAAAAGCCAAUGGUGUGCUGAACACUGAAGACCGUGAGGAAGAGAUCAAACAAAUAGAGGUUUACAAAAGUCACUCCAAGUUCAUGAAAACCAAGAUUGAUCAGCUGAAGCAGGAACUUUCAAAGAAGGAGUCAGAACUUCUUGCCUUACAAACAAAGCUUGAAACCCUUAGCAAUCAAAAUUCAGAUUGCAAGCAACACAUUGAAGUGCUUAAAGAGUCGCUUACUGCCAAAGAACAGAGGGCUGCCAUCCUGCAGACUGAGGUGGAUGCACUGAGAUUACGACUGGAAGAGAAAGAAUCCUUUCUCAAUAAAAAAACAAAACAGCUACAGGACCUCACAGAAGAAAAGGGGACACUAGCUGGAGAGAUCCGUGACAUGAAAGAUAUGUUAGAAGUAAAGGAAAGAAAAAUCAAUGUUCUUCAGAAAAAGAUUGAAAACUUGCAAGAACAACUUAGAGAUAAAGACAAGCAACUGACCAAUCUGAAAGACAGAGUCAAGUCCUUGCAGACGGAUUCCAGUAAUACAGAUACUGCACUGGCGACACUAGAGGAGGCUUUGUCAGAAAAGGAGAGAAUAAUCGAGCGUUUGAAAGAACAGCGGGAGAGAGAUGAUCGGGAAAGACUAGAAGAGAUAGAAUCCUUCCGAAAAGAAAACAAAGACCUGAAAGAGAAGGUCAAUGCUUUACAAGCUGAACUGACUGAAAAAGAGUCUAGUUUAAUUGACCUUAAAGAACAUGCGUCUUCAUUAGCCUCAGCAGGACUGAAAAGAGACUCCAAAUUAAAAUCUCUAGAAAUAGCCAUCGAACAAAAGAAAGAGGAAUGUAGCAAAUUGGAAGCACAGUUAAAAAAGGCCCAUAAUAUUGAAGAUGACUCCAGGAUGAACCCCGAGUUUGCAGACCGAAUAAAACAGCUUGAUAAAGAAGCAUCUUAUUACCGUGAUGAGUGUGGCAAGGCCCAAGCGGAAGUCGACCGGCUGCUGGAGAUCCUCAAGGAAGUGGAAAAUGAAAAGAAUGACAAGGACAAGAAGAUUGCGGAACUUGAGAGGCAUAUGAAAGAUCAAAAUAAGAAAGUGGCCAACCUCAAACACAAUCAACAGUUGGAAAAGAAGAAGAAUGCCCAGUUACUGGAGGAGGUCCGCAGGCGGGAAGACAGCAUGGCUGACAACUCACAGCACUUGCAGAUAGAAGAGCUGAUGAAUGCGUUGGAAAAGACCAGACAGGAACUGGAUGCCACCAAAGCACGCCUUGCCUCAACACAGCAGUCCCUGGCUGAAAAAGAAGCACAUCUGGCCAACCUCCGGAUAGAGAGGAGGAGACAGCUGGAGGAGAUCCUGGAGAUGAAACAGGAAGCACUGCUAGCGGCAAUCAGUGAGAAAGAUGCAAACAUUGCCUUGCUGGAAUUGUCUGCCUCCAAAAAGAAAAAGACACAGGAAGAAGUCAUGGCCCUCAAGCGGGAAAAAGACCGACUAGUGCAUCAGUUAAAGCAGCAGGUGGGGCCUCCUGCACGAAAGACCCAGAACAGAAUGAAGCUGAUGGCAGACAACUAUGAUGAGGACCAUCACCAUCACCAUCACCACCACCACCACCACCACCGCUCUCCUGGGAGGUCGCAGCAUUCCAAUCACAGGCCUUCUCCAGACCAGCUAUCAGAAGGGUUGAAUAAAGGGAAAAUGCAGCUCUGCAGCAAUAUUCUGAUAAUCUAUUGCAGUGUGGCUCACCUCACUGUCUACCCCACCUGGAGCAGCUCAUCAGACCUGAAGAGGAAUUUUCACUUUCAUUAUGGAGCAUGAUUCUGUUCGACUUACUAUUUCCUUCAUCUCAUGUCAUGUCCCAUGGAUUUGAAUAUGUUGGAAAGACUUACCUGGAAGAAGAGAAAAAUGAGAGCUCCUCCAUUUUUUUUCAUUGGGAUUCAUGCACUUAAAAUAUGGCCAUCUCUUCUAAAAGUCAUUUUGGGAUAACAUUUUAUUUGUGUUAUUUAAAUAUCAUUGGAUAAAUUUUAACUCCAUGAGAUUUUUAAGUGUGGGUUCAGCUUCUGUUGGACUACUAGCUUCAUCUCCAGUUAUUCUGCUGGUUCAGACAAACUGGUCAUUCUGAAUGCAUUAGAUUAUCAAAAAGUGUAAAUUCGCUGUGAGUGAGUGGUGUUGGAAGUGUUUGUGUACCAAGAUGCAGGCACUGUUUGGCAAAGAAACAAAACACCAAAAAUUGCGAGACUUUACCCUCCUCUAUCCUUAAUCUGCUGUUUGAAGAAAACUAUUUUGAUGGUGUAACUCGUAGAUACCUCUGGGCCAGGUUGGAAAUGAAAUGAAUUUUUAAACCACUACUACUUGCCAAGAAAUCGCCUUAUAAGAACAUGGUGUGUGUCUCUGACAAUGCAUGGCACAUCUAAAUUUGAUCAUUCAUGAUUUUAUCUACCCUGCCUUUGUACUGAGGAGUGGCAAAAGUCUGAGGUACCUACAUAUAUUCCAUGUGUCCCAAAUAUCCCCACAGUGGGGAUGUGACCCAGCCUCAGACUCUUACCAUUCCCAUACAUGCAGGUCUCCAUGAAGAAGCUGGGACUCAUUCACAUUUCAAAUUCCAAUUGCUGUGCAAACAGUAUGAGCUUAGAUCUUCUGUAAAUGAUGGGUCAUUUUCCAUUUUUUUUAAAAUUGUCUCUAACAUGGAUUCCAAAGCAUUUUCAGCAUCCAACAUGAAAACAUUGGUGAAUGAGGAGGAAUCACAAAGCUGUGUAUCUGUAUAUAGCUCUACACAACAUGUAUGUUAGUACAGAGUCAUUAUUUAAAGCACAUGCCAGGAAAAGAGACCAAAUUUUGAGGUCUUUUACAUACAAGACAUGGUACUAAGGAGAAUUAAACUCCUAUUGCUUCCUCUGAAGAUUAAAAAAAAAAGUUGUUAUAACUUCAUACAACUGAUGACCAAGUCUGGCAAACAUGUGCACCUCUUAUCUUGCUCCAUUUUCUUGUCAAUGGAAGAACCCCUUCCACGUGUAUGCUAGUGGGGGAUGAAAAUCUGCAUUUUUAAAGGGCAAACAGUGAAUUUAAGCAUGAGUGGCCUUAAUAAAUACAGUUGUCUUUCUUUGCUGCUGUGGAAAGGAUUCUAAACAGAUAUUCCCAAAAUCUUGCAUUGAAUUUAGUCAUUGUUCUUACUUUCUUAAAUGUUGGUGCAAUUAACUCUGGACCUCUCGUGAGCCAUGUGAUAUUUAAAAGACAGAUACCUUAUUUGUUGACGAAAAUGAAACCGUCUCUGAGUUGCACUGUUCAUUCUUGGUGCAUUAGGAAUAAUAUAUUCAAGCUGGUUUCUUGCUUCUGGCUUUGUUCUUGUUGUCAGUAAGUAUAGUGCACUAUGUAAAGCUUACCUGUCUCAUAUACAAUCCAAAUGCAUUUAUGUUUAAAAAGUUUGUCCUUUAACUAUUAAAGAGAUGUAGGUCUUGGUUGGAGUGUAAGCAGAGUUCUUUGCAAACAUAUUUAGCACAUUUUGACACAAUGUCCCACUGAAAGCCCAGGCCACAAACACAUCCCCAUGAGCAUUUGCGUGUCCUCCGAUAGGCGGCCGUCACUCCCUCCUAUAGCCGGGUCUUGACCUGAACUCUGCAAUUGAAUACUUGAAGUAGGAAAUCCACCAGGGAAAAUAAGGUCUUCAAAACAGAAAAAAAACCAACUGUGUAUAGUUAGUUAUUUCUAAUUAUGUGCCAAUUUUUCCACAAGUAUUGUUUUGGGGGUCAUUUCUUGUCUCAGUUACGUUGAUUACAAGUAUCUUACCUUUUAAGUUAGUGUAUCAUCUAGUCCCUUAACAUGUUAAAACUCUGUCUAACAAAGCAUCUUUUCCCAUUUCAUGUAAUAUUCUCUGAUGCUUGGGGGUUACAAAAAAAUCCUUUUUCACAUGUUAAAAAUAGUCUCUGGGUUUACAACAAGCACUGUGAUGUUUGGGAAGAUAUUUCCUUUGCUCAAACUUUAGCAGGUUCCGCUCUAAUCAUAAUGAAAUUUAAAGAAGUUUGGGCUAAUAUUUAGGAGAAGUUUGUAUUCUUUGUGCAGAAGCAGGCUUGUACUUUUUACCCCAUUUAAUUUUGAUGUACAGUCUCAAUUUUGUAUUUAAUGAUUUUUGUGUAUCCAGUAUGCACGUGAACAGCGUGUCAGCUUUCAUUUGAAAGUGGUUUUCAGUUUACUUUUGCAGCAGUGUUUAUGACGAGACCUCAAAUGUGUUGACCUAAGUUCUAUCUGAGCUGUUUUUGUGUAGAGUGGUGUUUGAAUGCUGCUAGGGGUCAGUGUAUCUAAUUCCCCGAGACCUGAGACCCUCGUUUGAUAGUGCUUCUUGUAAUAUUUCUCCAGUGAGUGGCAUGUGGGUUGUGAUAUUGAUCAUAUGAUUAUGGACAUCGAUAUGAAAAAAAAAUAAUAAAACUAAGGAACCCUCAGAAACUACCAGUGGGCAUGUAUUAGCCAGUUGUUGUAACCUUGUGUCUAGUAGAAGUACAACGUACAAGGUAUGUACAGUUCAUAAAUUUGUUAUCAUGUGUAUGAAAAGUACUUUGUGCUGAUUGCCUUAUUUAUAUUCAUCAAAUAAACUUGGUUUCUUUCUGAAGG